CGCCUACGCGCGACCCGGCGGACGUCUGUCACAGCGGCCGGGCCCCGCGCCCGCCGCGCCCGUGCGCGCCUGCCUCUGCACUCGGUGAACGCGUAACCGCGAUGUUCAGGGCGAGCGAGCAAUAAGCCCCCGCCCCCGUCGCCCGCCGCCCCAGCACCGGGGCCGAGACAUGAUGGCCACUUUUAAGGACUGGCUGUCAGUGACGUGGUCCCACGGCGGGAUGCACCUGCAGCCCGACGCCGCAGAGGAACAUGACGCAGACUCCGUCAGGGGCCGGUACGGUCGAGCCGGCAGCCUGGCGGUGACGCCCGGCGAGAAGAUCAUGGAGCUGCUGCGGCCCAGCGCCGGCACCCCCCGCCGCCACUCCACCGCCGCCUGCGCGCCCGCCCAGCCGCGCGCCGGCUUCGUGUACUGCCCCUCCGACGCGCUGCCCUACUGCCCGCCCUCGAGGUUUGCGCCGCCCAGGACUGUUCCUAAGCUACCUCCGCCACAGAUCCAGACGCCGCCGCCGCCGCCGCCGGUGCCGCAGCGCACGGCGCCGGUGGUGGCGCCGCUGCCGGUGCCGCCGCCGGCGCCGCCCCGUCGCUCGCCGCAGCCCCCGCGCAGAGUGCCUCCGCCCACGCCGCCCAGACCUCCGCCCGCUCCCGCCACAGAUCCGAACGGCAACAAGAAACACAUCCCACCUCCUUUACAGAAUCCUAACCCUAAUAUUGUUCCCCCAAAACUGGACUGCAAUAGAAAUCCCCAGCCACCUGUCCCCAGGCGACCCCCUCAGAAAAUACCAGAUUCCACCACGUUCACCGCGACGCCCCCACAGACCAAUACGAUAAAACGCUCCCCCAGUUCAGGCUCAAACAUCAGCGUGCGACAGGACUCCAACGUUUCGUCGGACUCCUUCAGCCAAACCUCCUCUCCGUCUUACACCACUAAAACAAUGGAGACCCCCUUGCUCCCCAACCAGCACGUCAACAAAAGUCUGAACGCUAAGAUAGCGCGCGGGUUGCUGCUGAAGGAGCAGCAGGAGAAGGAAGUGGGCAACUCUUCCAUCACCAAGAGCAUGUCGACGCCGGCCUCGCUCCAGACCAUUGUGCGGUUUCAAAAUGGAAGCAACAUGUCACUGCAUCAUAGGAUGCUUCGAGACAUGCGCGGCGCGAGCACAAACGGCCCGCCGCCCAGGUUCUGGGUGGCGCAGCUGGUGCUCAACGCGGUGGCGCUGAUCGCACUCGUCGGAGCGUUCUUCGCCUACUUCCGGCCCAGCCCCCUCGUGCAGUACGUGUCUCCGGUCGUGAACCGGUCGGACGAGGCGCCGGCGUCGUUGGAGCCGCCGGGCGCGCGCAACCCGGCGCCGGGCGUGUGCCUGCCCGUCAUCGUCAAGUUCUGCCACCAGCACCGCAUCAACUACAACUUCACCGUGUUCCCCAACUACAUCGGACACUUCGGACAGCGGGACGCGCAACUGGACCUGGAGAUCUACGACGCUGUAGUUGACGUGCGCUGCUACGAGCUGACGGCGCUGUUCCUGUGCUCGCUGUUCGUGCCCAAGUGCGGCCCGCUGGGCCACAUGGUGCGGCCCUGCAAGAGCUUGUGUCAAGAAACGAUGCGCCGCUGCGGAUUCUUCCUGGAAGUAUUCGGGUUGGCCAUGCCGGACUACCUGCAGUGCGACAUCUUCCCCGAGUCCACAGACACUGACGUCUGCCUCGGGAACAGGGAAGUCAAGGAAGCGCGGUUCAGAGCUGCCAAGCCAGUGUGUCCGACCGGGUUCCAGUGCGACGUGAACCGCUGCAUCCCGCACGACUGGCGCUGCGACGGGCACGUGGACUGCGCCGACCGCUCCGACGAGCUCAACUGCCGCGUGUGCAAGCGCGCCGGCGACGUGCACUGCGGCAACCAGCGCUGCAUCUCGCAGGCGCACCUCUGCGACGGCAAGCUCGACUGCCCCUGGGGGCAGGACGAGAGGAACUGCCUGCGGCUGAGCGACGCCAACGGCGACAUCGGGCGCGGCGAGCUGCAGGUGUACCGCGCCGCCAACCAGUCGUGGUUCCCCGCCUGCAUCAGCGCGCUCGACGACACCACCGCCGGCAAACUGUGCUCCAUGCUGGGAUACUCCGUGGUGAACCGCAGCGCGGCGGUGGGCGGGGCGGGCGCACGCGCCGGGCGCGCGCACAAGCCCGCGCUGCCGCACGUGCCGGCCGGGCACGCGCCGCGCGAGCACGGCGUGGCGCAGUCGUACCGCGCCUUCGUGCGCAGCGAGGGCGGCCUGCUGGACGAGCUGAAGGACUGCAGGCACGACUCGUCGCGCGUGCACCUCGUCUGCAACGACUACGAAUGUGGCAAGCGGCGCACUGUCGGCGGCGCCAAGAAGCGCAUCGUGGGCGGCGUGGAGGCGUCCCCGGGGGACUGGCCCUUCCUGGCCGCCAUCCUCGGCGGGCCCGAGGAGGUGUUCUACUGCGCCGGCGUGCUGGUGGCCGAUCAGUGGGUGCUCACCGCGUCGCACUGCGUGGGCAAUCACUCGGACGUGGACGGCUGGACCAUCCAGCUGGGCAUCACGCGGCGCCGCUCGCACGCCUACUACGGGCAGAAAGUGAAGGUGCGCCGCGUGGUGCCGCACCCGCUCUACAACGUGGGCGUGGCGCACGACAACGACAUCGCCUUGUUCCAACUGGCGGUGCGUGUGCGCUACCACGAGCACCUGUCGCCGGUGUGCCUGCCGCCGCCGCAGCGCGUGCUGAAGUCUGGCACCGUCUGCACCGUCAUCGGCUGGGGCAAGAGGGACGACAAGGACAUGUCAGAGUACGAGCCGGCAGUGAACGAGGUACAGGUGCCGGUGCUCAACCGCGACCUGUGCAACCAGUGGCUGGAGCACCGCGAGCUCAACGUCACCGAGGGCAUGCUCUGCGCCGGGUACGCCGAGGGCGGCAAGGACGCUUGUCAGGGCGACUCCGGCGGGCCGCUGCUGUGCCCGGACCCGGACGACCCGAAGCGCGCGCGCUGGUACGUGGGCGGCAUCGUGUCGUGGGGCAUCAAGUGCGCGCACCCGCGCCUGCCCGGCGUGUACGCCUACGUGCCGCGCUACGUGCCGUGGAUCCUCCGCCAGAUCCGCCUCUACAACGACGACGACGCCAAGUCCGAUGCGGAUGUGUGAAACGGAUGCGGAUAAAAACAAUGCGUAAUCGAUGUGCCGCAGCGUAGCAGAAUGAAAUGAAAAUACACACGUAACCACUUUCAUUCGUUUUGAAAUGAUAACUGUCUGAAUAACUUAUUUAAAAAUGUUGUUGCUAACGAGAAAUCGCGAAAUGCUAAUAAUAAUUACCUAUUAAUUUUCUGUACAUUGUUUUUGUAAAACAGAAUUUUUGCUAUUAAUACUAGUAACAUGUGGAUUUGUUUUUGAUUUUAUAAAUAAAGAACUGUUGCAGUUGCAGUUAAGGAAAAAUCUAUAAGUCAAUUCAAUCGAUAUAUUUACUUUUUUCUAGCGUAAUUAGAAAUAUCAGUCAAAACGUCCUAAUUGUUAAUUAUAUCAUGUCAAUUAAAAAGUGAUCAGUGGUUACGUUCGUAUUCCUAAAUAUUAUGUUCUGUUCUGCGUGUGAGUUAAGAGAAUUAAUUGAAAAAAAUGACAAUAAAUGUAAUUAACCAGCGACAAUAAAAUACGUUAAAUAAAAAUAUUGACAAUAAAUUAGUUAACAUAGUGACAAUAAAUGUUUAAAAUAAUUGUAUUCUACUAGUGACAAUAAUAUGUAAACCAACGGUUAUAUAUUUCUACAUUAUAAAAAAGCGUUCACUAAUAAAUGGGCCGCGUUUCCCUAUGACGUCAAAGUUAUGUCACAACUUUUCGAUACGAUUUUAGUGUCAUAUGGGCAUGAGGCGAUAAAAUGGCCAAAAUAUUUUUACAAAUCGCUCAGUAUUGCGGGUGAGGUAAAUGUUUGAUGCUGUGAUACUAAAGGCCAGCGCACACUGUGGCGUGCCGCCGGGUGCACGUUUCGUAUGGACUAUUGGGUACCACAGGCGACACUGUGUAAAAGGAGGCAUUUUUGGUUUGCACUACAGCAAGCCACCGUGUGCGCGGACCGUAACGGAACUAUAUUAUAAACGGUGAAGUCGAUUUAAGAAGCGUUUACCCGAACGAGUCAAAGUUGAGCUUUUUUAUAACUUUGAACGUUUAAGGUGGAAACAGAGCUGAGAACCGACCCGCGGCGCGCGACGUUUGUGUUGUAUAGUCAUAGCUUCGUCUGUUUAGUCAUGUAAAGACGUAUCGUGUGUUCGCGCCGCGACAGGUCCGGCCGACCGGCGCGUCUCGAGUGUGUUCCCACCCUUAAAUUCACGUUUCUCGAUACUUUUUCUCGGGAUAUUUAGUGUCAUAGUGUUAAUAUCUUGUUUACAUUAUACAGACAUAGAUAAGGAGACAUUAAAGAUGCUUGUAAAUACUUAUGUCGUAAACUUUACCCUAUUUUCUCUGACGUCAAAAUCGUGACAUUUAUUAUGCAAAAUUUAAAGGUUUACCUAACCUAAUCUAGAUAAUAUAGAUCCUGAAAAAAAAAAGUUCGGCUAGGUAUACAAAGCCCACCCCAGGUAAUAACAUAUAAUUUUUGUGUAUGUACCAAUAGUUGACGUCGUUUAGGUACAUAAAAUCAUAGUAAAUCACGGGAGUCACGAUUUUAUAGUUAUAAAGAGUUCCACAAGGAAAUGCGACAAACACAAAGACAAGCCGCGUGCCAAUCUGGUGAAUGAGAAAUAACGUGACAAACUGUCACAUCAUUUAUCAAUAAUCUUAUUAAACGGCGCGCGCUGAUUGGUGCACGAUUUUGUACAGUGACUAAGCUUUAGCCUAAACUUUUAGGAUGUUUAUAUGAUGAUGCUUCUUAUUUUUCUCCUGCAUUAGUUCGGUGUGUAGUUGUUAUUUAUUUGAUGUUUGAUGUUGUAGUCUUAGUGAGAAGUGCUUUUAUAGAUUAGUCGUCGGACUUUUCUUUUGAUGUAUUUUCUUAGGCGGCAUUAUAUUAUAUUAUGUAAGGCUGUCACUGUCGCUAGCGGUAGCGAUAACGACAAUAAUAUAUUUAGUUACACUGGUGACUAUUCUAUUAUUUGUGCGAUCAGAAAGCAAAAAAUAUAAAUUUCCUGACGACAAUAGUCUGUGUGCACUGAAAAAAUCUAAACAAUAAAAAACAAUUAAAUUGAAAAAAUACCCUGCCGUUACAGUAUUAAUAUUCGAGUAUUCAACUGGCACCGGUGAACGAAUGUUUAUAAAUAUAAUAGUAUCUAGUUACUCAAAAAUAUUGUUUAUAGAAAUAUUAUUUAUAUAAGUUAAAAGUUAGAUAUUAUUCUUCCUUAAAGACAAUAAAAUAAAUAUCUAAUUAGGUAUGUACUUAAAUAACUUUUAAAUAUAUUUUAUACAUUUAACAAAAUCAACUAUUUUUAAAAAAUGUUAAAUUUAUUAGCAAAAUUAAACCUUCGCAUUCUGCCGGAAAUAAUCUUUUGAUAUCGAUAUUUUAUAGUGACGUAUUCGAGUAUGUACAUAAUUAUACUGGGAGAGAUAAUUAAAAAUUCCUUUGUGCGCGAACAAUAACGUUUUAGACAUUGUUUUAAUGGUGAAUGUGAAAAUAAUUAGUAAUAUAGCUUUAAUAGCGAGUAAGAAUGAAUAAAAAAAAUAUAACCAGUAGCCCAAAAAUAUUAGUAGCUGGUAGUGAGAUAUACUAAAAAUACGAUCUAAAUUAUUAAAAUUUAUCUUUUGCAAAGUUCAAUUAUAUGUAGCUAUCUAUGUUCAUAUAUAAAAAGUAUUCAUUGUGUACAGUUUUUGAUACAAUAUUAACUAUAGAAUUUUAUUUAAAGGCUACAUUAAACUGUAGUAGCUUAUACGAAAGUAUUCUAUGGCUUUAGUGAAUCAUUUCAUACAUAUAAGUAUAGAGAAAUAGCGGAAAACUAUGCUCAAGGUUGCUACUACAUAGAUAUCGUGUAAUAAACAUAGAUAGAUAUUAUAUAUAUAGUAAUGUAUGCGUCGCAACGUAGUUCUUUCCAGAGUAUUACAACAAUGUUUGCGUCACUGUGGUUCUUUGUUUUUACGUUUAUGUUUUAUAACAUUAAAUUAUAAAUUAUUCGAAAAUAUUUUAAAUUAGGAUCUACAAGGAGCAAAUUGAAAAUUUUAAUAGUGUUUUGUAUUUUUCAACAUCGUUAAUAAUUAAAAAAAGACAAAUAAAUAAAUGGUAUAAAAAUGUAGUGCAAUGGAGAUAACUGCGUUGCCACAUGUACUACAAAGGUUGUUGACUUCUUAUGAGUCCCCUUCUUUACUCGAGCUUUCUAUUAGCGUUAAUAUAUAAAAUUAUAUAGCAUCUAACGUAACAUAAAGAGUCCUUUAUACAAACAAAAAUAUGUAUAUAUAGACAUCGAAGACAAUAAAAAAUUAUAUUCAUGUCAAUAAUAUUUUAUAUAUUUUAAUUUCUAGAUGUCAUUAUUGCGUUAUUUUUUAUCUCAAUAAGAAUAUAGCGACUGAACGUAUGAGUUAUAUAUCGCUUGUUUCGAUUCAAUCGAAUUUAUCUUUUAGGUGUUAUAGGUAUAUAUAACUUUCGCUAUCAUCAAGUACAUGAAGAAUUAUUUUUGAAUUGUUAUGUGAUGUGUAUUCGUUGCAUUACAUGAUUAUGAUGUUUCUAUAAUCAUAUGCCGUCUAUUACUAUACUGAUUGUUAAUAUUAUUCUAGGUAAGGUAAAUUAGACAGUUUAGAAGUAAUUAGGAAUAACAGUAAAACUAGAAUUGCUUUAGCGUUGUCUUGAUCUUCUUUCACUUAAGUAAGCUAUUAAUUUUCAAGUUGUCCUACCAGAUUAGUUAUUUUGUUAGUGAUAAGUUAAUGAUGAAUGCGGCCGUGCAACUUUGUUUACGUAUAAUGAAGAAAUAUUUUAGGGGAUUGGGUCUUACCAAUACUAAAUUAAUAUAGAAUUUUAUUAAAUUAAUAAAUUUAUAAUUCAAAUAAUAAUGUUAUGCACACUCUUUCAAAAUGUAAUACUAUACAUAAUAUUAUGUAAUUGUGUUACUUGCUCCUACAAAAUGUGAUCUUUUGAUUGAGUGUAUAUAUAUAAUUUUUUUAUAUAUAUAAUUUUAUUUUAAGUCGUAGUUUUCUACAACAAUACGACAUUAUUUAUAGGAAAUAGCAAAAAUGAAAAAAAACCUCUGAUGUUGUUGAACUACAUACAUAUUUCUUAUUAUAUAACAUUCAAAUUAUUUUUUUAAUUUUGGUGCGUAAUUAGAGGUGCCAAAAAUGUACCUACUGUUUGACUGUUAUAAAUUUUAAGAUCAAAUAAAUAUCUUUGAAAUUGGUUAAUUCAACACUUUUACAAUAUUUAUGAGAAGUUUUUAUUUGAAUGUUCUACUGUUUUUGUUCAAACUAUGCCCUUAUUAGAAUCGCUUUGAGUUUUAGAUACAGUUAAGUGGGAAAACACUGAGUGGUUUUGGACACGACGACGAUUUUGCUACCAAUCGACGCUGGAAUAUUAAAUUAUGCAAAAGGCUCCCUUACCUAUCAAUUAAUUGUAUUUAAGUAAUGAAUAGCAGUCGUAUAUGCAUCGACAUAUUAGUUUGUCGUUGCGUAUUGCGUAACUAUACAGUCCGUUCAAUUGCGAUUCUUUAUGACGUUUAUCUACAGUGGUGACUUUUUCGUUGCAGGUAAUGUUAUUUUACAUAAAGCUGAUACAAAAGCCUAAUUAUUUUAUUACGAAAUAUUAUUAGAACAAUAUUAUCUUUUUAUCAUUUAAUGAGGGAAUAUAAUUUUGGCCUUUAUUAUAGCGUCGCUUCUGCAUGAAAAAGGUACACUUAAUUACAAACAGAUCGAACGCGUAAAAAUGUCGUCGUGUGCAUAAUCUCUAAAUACAUAUAAAUAAACAUGAGAUGCAUUGGUAUUUGGCUUUAUAUGGAACAUUUGACAUGUUCAGCUCUAAAUGUUUAUACAUGAUAGAUGUACUAAUGUAAAGAUGUAAACUAUAUGUCGUAUACAAUGUAAUACGUAGAAGAUAAUCGCUGUUGGUCUCACCUAUGUAGAUAAAGUACGUGUUCAUACCUUUACGGUUGUUCGGAUUAUGUUACUCAUUUGAUACACCCAUACAAAUAUAUAGGUAAAAGUUACAAAAGUAAUGAUAUUAUGAUAUAAAUAAUAUAUUGAUAACCCAAAUGACAAAACAUUUGUUACUUGUGAGUCCAACGCACAUAUUUAUUUUGCGUUAGCCAACAUGCAUGAUCAGAGUGAAGUAAAACGUAAUAUGAUUCAAUGAGUCCUUAAAGAGUUACAUAUAGUGAAUACUGCUGCUUUUAAUUAAGGCGAAAAAUACCUAUUUGGUAAUUUUCAAGAUAGAUAGUUAACUAUUUCAUUAUAUAAAUAAAAAAAACAUACGUCGAAUUGAGAACGUCCACCUUUUUGAGCUAAAAAUGCUUGAGUUAAAAAGCUCAUUGCGUAUGGUUUUUAAUUAGAUCGUGAGUGACAUUUUGGCUGGGCUUUGUCGCCGUUUUCGGAUCGUUAUUAACUGUAUGCAACAAAAUUUUACGGUACAAUGUUUUUCAAUCGUGCUUCCUUCGAAUCUCGACAAAGUUUGAUAUCGAUGUUCCGAACGAAUGACUAGCAUAGUCCGAACACGCCCUCGAGUCAGCUGGAUUGACUCAAAUAAUAAUACGAAUAAAUGUAUAGAAAGUAUUUCAUGUUACCGCUCUAAUGACAAUAAAUGUUUUAUAUUAUGUACUUAAGAAAUAUUAAAUUCUAACAAUAUAUGCUAUAUACUUUGCGUGUUGAGGGCUUUGAGAACUUUAUUUAGUGAUGAGCCACAUAUUUUAUAAUAGAUAUUAUAAUUAUUAUACACAAAAAGAUUGAUGAAGAAAUCAAUGUCCUAAAUCCUUAAAUUUAUAAUAUUUUUUCAUGUAUGUAUAUAUGUUAUAUAUAAAAAAAUAUAUACUUUGGCAUUUUUCGUUAGUUGAACGUAGAUUUGAUGCGUAUGGCGUACAUAUAUACGGUGCCGGAAGGAACUUGUGUCAUAAAUAACCGUAAUGAAUGUAGCGUCUACGAAAUCGUAGCACCGACGUCGUAGCAUCGUAGACAAGCUCUAGUGUAGUACCUAGUAACAGUAAAUAGUAACGCAAGAUCUCCGGAGCUUUAGCGCGAUACGGCGUAGCACAUAUGUAGUAGUACAAACAAAAAAUGACUUUUCCAUAAUAAUUUUCUUGUUUAAUUUUAUAAUCAACACGAUUGUUAGCUAUUUAACUACGCUUUAUCUUUUCUAGUAAAAUCUUAUUUAUAGUAUCCUAAUUAUAGUAGGUACAUACAAUACAAUACUUCAAAAUUUUAGAUUAAGUAUUAAUUUUCCUCGUGCCUAUACUAUAUCACACAUUCAAAGUUACCUAUACCGUGAUUAUAGUCACGGUGUUCAAUAACAUCGACAUGGCUUUCUUGUGCGCGGCUCCUCGUAUGUCGGAUAUGACGUAUGGUUUCUUCAUCACUCUGCAUACUUCCACACAUCUGAAGCCUGAUAACAGACAAUACAAUAAAAAGUAAAAUAUAAAGGUUGUGUACUAGAUGUUUAGAGUAACCAUACGAGUAGAGUAACGCGAUUUCCUCGUGAGGCUGAACGAAGGUGUUUAUUGUAAUUUUCAUAAUACAUAUUUCCCAUUUUUCACAAUAUUUCACAUUUUGACAGCAUUCAUUAUUCACAUAUAUAAUACCUACCUAUUUACAUUCUAGGUCUAGGUCUGUGUUUGCUGACUUACCAGUGUAGGUAGGUACGUAAUGACAUUAGAAAUACUAAGUUCAUUUUAUAUUUCUUACAAAAUUAUAUCUAUGGAUGACUUAAACCCCAAUACUUUGACGUUAUUAAUUUUUGACAAGCUUGUAAAGAAAUCGUACGAUAAAAUUGUAGGUACAUUUUGACAAAAAUGUUUAAAAUUUUAUACAUAACACCAUACUUAUUUUAUGGUAUCUAUUAAAUUAUACUCGUUCAUAUAUCCCUCAUACGUAGUUAUCGAAAUUUGUAUUUUUCCAUCGCCUAAGGCUUGUGAACUAACUUUGUAGCCUAGAUUGUAACUGAUAGUAUUUAUCGCUUUGAAAUUAGUAAAAACGACAGAUUAUAAGUAUUUAAAAUUAUACCUCCGGAACAUAUUUUUUUACAUCAAUGAUAGAAGACAAACUUACAUUUUAAUAUUUGUCAUUUUUACUAGUUUAUUAAGUGUACUUUAAAAGUAGUAAUGUAAUAGACACGCACAAAAUGUAGCCAGUCUUUCAAUUCUACAGAAUAUCAAUGUGUGAUAAUAACUACGUGUUACAAUUUGCGUGAUAUUUCCAACUAAGUCUGCCGUUUUGAUUGUCGGCUUUUCGAACAGCCGCGCACGCGCAUCGUUUUUUGAAUUGUAAUUGUCAUAAUUAUGUGUAAUGCGAUCGUAUUUCCAAAAACUACAAAGCGGCACACUUAUUUGAAUCGAUCUUUACUUAUUUCCUCAUCGAUGUUAAAUGUUAUAGAUCGCGAGUGAUGCUUUUGUAAUCUAUGUUGUAAGCGAUUAUUACACUUUUAAUGUAAUAAUCAAUUCGUGUAAACUGUCAUUUGUGUAAAUGGUUUUAAAUUUCCAAUGAUUUCUUCCUUCCUUUUGGCUUGCCAAUAAAGUAAUACGUUUUAAGUGUAUACGUAGUGUUAAAAUAUUUACCUAUUUCCACCGUUUAUUGAAAGUAUAGGUAUACUUACCUAAGUAAAUUUACCAGAACUUAUAUCAGAGAAAUUCACUUAUUUAGAUAAAAUUAUAACGUUAUCGAAAUUGUCUAUUGAAAUUUGUAAUUCUACGCAACAUAUCAAUCUAUAUAUCCAUUUAUGCCCAACGGGUACUUUGUUACAUUUUCAUAAAAAUAAUAUUAUAUAUGUACCUAUGUAACAGUAACAAUCGGUUCAGAAUUCGUUAUUCGUUCUUACAUUUAGUCAUACCUACUGUUUUUUGUUUUCUGUUCAAACAUUUUUAAUAACAAAAUACUUCAACCAGAAUUCUGUAAAUUACACACAUUAUUAAUUCUGUAAUUUACAGAAUUAAAAUAAGAUUUGAGUAUGACUAAUUGACAGAACUUCUAAUUUUAAUACACUAAGGUAUAUUUUUCUAUACUUAGCAUUAUUUUUAAGUAAUUGUUUUAAGAGAUUAGCGACAUUCCUCGCCACGAUAAGUUAGUUGAUUUCUAAAGUCCAUAGAGUAAAUGUUUUAAUGUUAGCUGCCGGGAGAGCGGCGCCGGCGUGGGUGUUGCUUGAUAGUUUGUGUAGCACUACUUUGUUCCUCAAGCUUAAUUAAAUUAUACAUUAAGAAACACUUGCUUUUCAUUACCAUAUCCUCAAUCCUGGAUGACUUUACAGUUAAGUUUUUAUAUUAAGAGAAGAACAACAGUCAACAGACGACCCUAU
Messenger RNA from Bicyclus anynana (squinting bush brown), 11381 nucleotides. RefSeq names its product atrial natriuretic peptide-converting enzyme-like (gene Corin). Gene Ontology annotation, molecular function: protein binding; serine-type endopeptidase activity. Gene Ontology annotation, biological process: proteolysis. Lineage: Eukaryota; Metazoa; Arthropoda; Insecta; Lepidoptera; Nymphalidae. Gene Ontology annotation, cellular component: membrane. The transcript is spliced from 17 exons. The coding region runs from base 170 to 3142 and encodes 990 amino acids. The record is from RefSeq and is a predicted model, not a curated record.